UACGAAUAGCAACACCGCAAAAUCGAUGGCUCUGCAAUCUUCAUUUCGUCGUUUUUUGUCAAUUGCAACGCUGCGCUUCUCUCCAGCGUUCAGUCUUGCCCAAAUUCUCGACCCCAUUUCACAGAAGUCUCUCUCUCCACUUCUCACAAGUCUGCUUCCAUUCGCCCACUCGCCACCGCCAAAGGUAACUCUCAGCUCAUGCCACCCGUUUCACGAAAAUUGUCUCUUUGAUUAAAUAGAGUGAAAAAAUUGAAUCUUGUAAUGCCCCAGUAUGGACUUGGAUAAAGAGGAAAAGACGAAAACAUUAGUUGAUAGCUUAUCUUUGAAUUAUGUCGUUUCUUUGCUGAAAAUGUUUGGUAGCCAGUCAAGGCAAUAAAAAUUGGAAUCAAUGUUUACAUGAAUAUUUGAUUGGUUGAUAAAAUUUGAUUGGUAAAUGAAGAAGUAGUUUUUCUUGAUUAUGAAGCCUCUGUUUUUUAAUUUUGUAAAAAAAAAAUUAUGAAAGAGAACACAUUAGUACUGAACAAAGAUGAGAGGUUGGGGGAUGGAGAAGUGAGCUGUGCAGAGCCAGUUCCGAGUUCGAGCACAAUUGCUGCGAUUGUGACUUCGUUGGGUGGGCCACCUGGUGCGGUGGGGAUAGUCAGGUUGUCUGGUCCUUCAGCAGUCUCUAUAGCUGGGGAAGUUUUUAGACCAAUGUCAAGAAAGAGGAGGAAGGGUGUUCGUUGGUGGCCUAAUAGCCAUGUUGUUGAGUACGGUGAGGUUUUGGAUUCUCAUGGCAACGUCAUUGAUGAGGUUCUGGUAGUUCCCAUGUUGGCCCCAAAAUCUUACACUCGUGAGGAUGUGAUUGAGCUUCAGUGCCAUGGUAGUGAAGUGUGUCUGCGACGUGUGUUAAGGGCUUGCCUAGAUGCUGGAGCGAGGCUUGCGGAACCAGACGAAUUCACUAUACGGGCUUUUCUAAAUGGCCGUCUCGAUCUUUCUCAAGCUGAGAAUGUGGGAAAACUUGUAACAUCCAAGUCGAUGGCUGCAGCAGAUGCUGCAUUAGCAGAUUUACAGGGAGGCUUCUCUUUCAUGGUCAAAUCAUUAAGAGCUCAAUGCAUUGAGUUACUUACGGAGAUUGAAGCCCGUCUAGAUUUUGAUGACGAGAUGCCACCCCUUGACAUUAACUUAGUUACCGAUAGGAUACAUAAGAUGCUGCAAGAAGUAGAUGGUGCUCUGGAAACUGCCAAUUAUGACAAGCUUCUGCAGUCGGGAGUUCAGAUUGCUAUUGUUGGCCGACCUAAUGUUGGAAAAUCAAGCCUUCUUAAUGCUUGGAGCAAGACUUUAUCCCUUUAUGGCCAUUUCUCUACUAUGCCUGAUCAUGUAACGAGUUCAUUGUGUUUCCCUGGUGUUGAGAGAUCCGAAGCAGUUGCUAUGGGUGCCGAUGUCAUUGUUAUGACAGUAAGUGCGGCUGAGGGGUGGACUUCCGAGGAUGACAGACUUCUUGAGAGAAUUCAUAGCAAUAAGAUCGCAACUUCAUCGACUUCUCCAGUGGUUCUUGUGGUCAAUAAAAUCGACUUUGCUUCAUCUUGUGCGUGGGUAGACACACUCUCAAGAUCUUUCAGAAAGUACGUCUUCACCUGUGCCGUGACUGGUAAAGGGAUCUCCAACUUGGAAUCUGCAGUCGUAGAGCUAGUUGGUCUGAACAAGAUCCCUGCUGGGGGUCGGAAAUGGACAGUAAAUCAGAGGCAAUGUGAGCAGCUCGUUCGUGCAAGGGAGGCAUUUGUGAGGCUGCAGGCGUCUAUUGAGGAAGAGAUCCCUCUCGAUUUUUGGACAAUUGAUCUCAGAGAAGCAGCCAUGGCUCUUGCACAGAUAAGCGGAGAAGACAUCUCAGAAGAAGUUUUGUCAAAUAUUUUCGGCAAAUUCUGCAUCGGUAAAUAGUCGGGGUUCGUUGUUUUUUCAAAAGAAAAUUGAGUAUAAGAGACACAUCUUUCAUUACAAAUGCAUUUCUUAGUCAGAUCAGUUUGUCAUAGUCUGCAUUACAAAAAACACAAUAAUUAUUGUGAUGCUAUGCCAGAAAAGAAUUCAAAUAAUGAACGAAUUUCUAUUAUUUCA
Messenger RNA from Salvia splendens (bonfire salvia), 2088 nucleotides. Its product is annotated as tRNA modification GTPase MnmE. The transcript has 10 exons. The coding region runs from base 496 to 1914 and encodes 472 amino acids. The record is from RefSeq and is a predicted model, not a curated record. Gene Ontology annotation, molecular function: GTPase activity; GTP binding; protein binding. Gene Ontology annotation, cellular component: cytosol; cytoplasm. Lineage: Eukaryota; Viridiplantae; Streptophyta; Magnoliopsida; Lamiales; Lamiaceae. Gene Ontology annotation, biological process: tRNA methylation; tRNA wobble uridine modification.